ACUUAUUCAUCUCACAAAGGGGAAAUUCAAUUGCCAGAGCAGUCGCAAGAGACAGCGAGAUACCAAAACAGUGAGCAGAAAUGAGCAGGAUUAACAGGAUAAUAUACAUAUAAUAUACAUAACAUACAACAUAUUCACAACACACACGCACACAUGCACACACCCACACAAGUGUGUGUGAUAAUGUGAUAAUGGCAAUAAAAAACGUUCUACUUUAGACAAUGAUGCGCAUGUGCGUGAGUCCCCUAGGGGGCGGAAGAACUCACGCACGACCGUAGAAGAAGAAGCACCAGAAGUCAGCAGCAGCUGUUCAGAGCCAGUGCAUUGAAGGACACAGCUAUACCCGUUGGCAGCACUGACAUGAAGAUGUCGUCUGUGAAGCAGCAUUAUCGUGACAUCAGCCCAGUGACCCUUCAUCUGGUGGGGGGAGCUGUGACUUCCAGGCUAUACUGUGGGGAGGUGGAGGGUCUGUCUGAAGGGCUGGUGGAGGCCUUCCUGGUGGAACUUUAUCGCUGUAAGCUCUGUCAGUUCACCUGUGGCCUCAAGACCUCCAUCAGCAGCCACCUGCUGCUCCGCCAUCACCCCUCCACCCUCAACUACCUGGCAGAUGCAGACAGAGAGGGCGCAGCUGAGAUUGAGGAGGAGGCAGGGCUCGACCAGCUAAGUCUGACAAGAGAUUCUAAGCAGAGUGAUGAGGACGAGGAGCUCCUGCUUUACAACAUGCUGGAUAGCAUAAGUCCCUCCACCUGUGACAUCAGCACCGAGGGGGGGCUGCAGGUCGCACACGCCUGUGAGGUCAGCACUCUCUUUGACGAGGAGGAGGAAUCCUCUGUCUUUCGUCUGAAAGGGGCUUCACUGGAUCUGUCCAGUCCCAUUGAUGCCCCUGCUACCCAGGAAGAGCUGGCUCAGUCAGCUCAUCUCAUGAGUCUGGGACUUUGUCGCAUUUCAGCUUCCAAACCUCCCCUACCUCCAGGCACAGGUUCUUUCCCACAUUUCCAAUGCCCCCCUCCACCUGAUGGCUCCCCAUGCUCUAAACAUUUGAAAAAGCUGAAGCAGAGCAGGACUGAUUCCAGCAGGCGGAAGCUGUCAUGCCUCCUGUGUCCUCUGACACUGACGUCCAAGCGGCUCCUGGAUGUCCACAUCCAAUCCCACUGUGCAACUGGUGGCUUUAGCUGUGUCUGCUGCACUUGGACAACCAAUAGCUGGGAGGAGCUGGAACCUCACUGGAGGAGCCACAGCAGGAGGAGGAGGAGGAAGCGGAGGAGGGUGGAGCAGACUCUGGGGAAGAAGACGAAGGCAACACUGGCAGCAGUAUCGAGUCAAUUCAGCUGUCUGGUCUGUCGGAGGACAUUCACAAAUGCUGCGUCACGAAACUCUCACCAGAAAACACAUCAGCUCAACAACUACUCAGAGAAAUGGAGGGGACAGCUUAUUGGACAGGCAGCUGCGAAGGAGGCAGAGCAUUCAAACAGUCAAACCAGUCAACUUUACACUAGGUCAAUGCAGAGUGUCACUGAGAGGGGGAAAAAGAGGACCACCAGAAAAAAGACUGAAGAAGAAGAGGUGGAGGCUGAGAAGACAGGAUUCUGUUGCUUGUUGUGUCCCAGGAAGUUCUCCUCAAAGCUAACUCUAAAACGUCAUGUGAGCGUCCAUGCUGGAGAAAAACCGUUCACCUGUCCUCACUGUCCCUACAGCAGCAGAUUGAAGGCAUCUCUGCUGCAACACCUGAGGACCCACACAGGUGAGAGGCCAUACAGGUGUCCGGAGUGUGCGUAUGCUUCAAUCGAUCGCAGCUCUCUGCUCAGACACAGCAGAACUCACAGUCAAGAGAAACCGCACAGGUGUCAGCACUGUGAUUACAGCAGUAUCCAAAAGAAGAGUCUGGACCUGCACUGUCGCCGACACCACACAGGUGAAGUUUUUCCAUGCCAACGGUGUGAGUAUUCGAGUCCCGACCGCCAACUGCUGCUGAGACACAUCCGCAGACACCAUGCUGAAUGUGACCUCAGAGCUGACCUCUGAUUGGUCUGUCAUCAUGUGGGAAAAAUAUUUUUAUUACCUGCUGAUAUUUGUCUCAAUUUGCUUUUGUGUUAAAAAGAUGAAACAAACAGUGUCAGCGUCAGACGCUCUGUUUAAUAUUAUUAGAGAAGCUGUGCUUUAAUAAUGUUAGCUAAGCAAAUAACAAUAUAACAAAUAAAAAUGUAAAAAUUUCAGCUCACGGGGGGCGGAUUAAGGUGAGAAGUUUGAUGGGAAGCAGUUUACUUACCUUAGAACAAAGGAAAACUAGUUUAUGUUGUUGUAUGGAAGCAAACAAAUGGUAACAAAUCUGUCACAUCAAAAUUAAACCUUUUUACAUCUUUUCAUCUGAA
Betta splendens (Siamese fighting fish) is the source of this 2369-nucleotide messenger RNA. RefSeq names its product oocyte zinc finger protein XlCOF6. Gene Ontology annotation, molecular function: DNA-binding transcription factor activity, RNA polymerase II-specific; RNA polymerase II cis-regulatory region sequence-specific DNA binding. Gene Ontology annotation, biological process: regulation of DNA-templated transcription. The transcript has 8 exons. The record is from RefSeq and is a predicted model, not a curated record. Bases 361 to 2022 code for a protein of 553 amino acids. Lineage: Eukaryota; Metazoa; Chordata; Actinopteri; Anabantiformes; Osphronemidae.